AUGUCCUCCUCUCUCCUCCGCACGACGCCCCUCCUGCGCGCCGGCCUCCGUGCCCGCGCCGCAAAGCCUCUCGCCGCCAUGGCCACCACGAGCUUCACCCGCGGCAAGGCGACUCUCCCCGACCUGCCCUACGACUACGGCGCGCUCGAGCCCUCCAUCUCCGGCCAGAUCAUGGAGCUGCACCACUCCAAGCACCACCAGACAUACGUCAACGGCUUCAACGCCGCCGUCGAGGCCCUCGGCGAUGCCCAGGCCAAGGGCGACUCCAAGGCUGCCGCAGCUCAGGCGCCGCUGCUCAACUUCCACGGCGGUGGCCACGUCAACCACUCGCUCUUCUGGGAAAACCUCGCCCCCAACGGCAAGGGCGGCGGUGGUGAGCCCGAGGGCCAGCUUUUGACCGCCAUCAAGCAGGACUUUGGCUCCUUUGACAACUUCAAGAAGCAGACCAACACCGCCCUCGCCGGCAUCCAGGGCUCUGGCUGGGCCUGGCUCGUCAAGGACAAGUCUUCCGGAAAUCUCGGCCUCGUCACUCGCGCCAACCAGGACCCCGUCACCGGCAACCUGGAGCCUCUUCUGGGAAUCGACGCCUGGGAGCACGCUUACUACCUCCAGUACCAGAACCGCAAGGCCGAGUACUUUAGCGCUAUUUGGGACGUCAUCAACUGGGGAACUGUUGCCAAGCGAUUCGAGAAAUAA
This is a messenger RNA of Trichoderma gamsii, 696 nucleotides long. Its product is annotated as superoxide dismutase. Gene Ontology annotation, cellular component: mitochondrion. Bases 1 to 696 code for a protein of 231 amino acids. NCBI's taxonomy places the organism in Eukaryota, Fungi, Ascomycota, Sordariomycetes, Hypocreales, Hypocreaceae. The record is from RefSeq and is a predicted model, not a curated record. Gene Ontology annotation, molecular function: superoxide dismutase activity; metal ion binding. Gene Ontology annotation, biological process: superoxide metabolic process. The transcript is spliced from 3 exons.